This is a messenger RNA of Colletotrichum acutatum, 969 nucleotides long. Its product is annotated as RTA1 like protein. Gene Ontology annotation, cellular component: fungal-type vacuole; plasma membrane. Lineage: Eukaryota; Fungi; Ascomycota; Sordariomycetes; Glomerellales; Glomerellaceae. The record is from RefSeq and is a predicted model, not a curated record. The coding region runs from base 1 to 969 and encodes 322 amino acids. The transcript has 3 exons.
AUGUCGGCCAACGACACCACGACGCGGCGGCCUUUCCGCGAGUGUACCGAAGUCUCGCAGCUUUGCCCCGUUGAGAUGACAGUCUUAUCCUACUACCCCAACUUUGGCGCCAACAUCUUCUUCGCUGUCGCUUUUGGCUUGAUCGUGCUCGUUUCAGCAACCAUUGGAACAUGGAAGCGCACCUGGACAUUCAUGGCUCUCGCGACGGGCGGCUGUGUCCUCGAGACAGUUGGCUACGUCGGCCGAACCCUCCUCCACGAAAACCCCUGGAACAAGGAUGCCUUCCAGAUGCAAAUCUGUACCAUCAUCCUCGGCCCGACCUUCAUCUGCGCCGGAAUCUAUCUGACCUUAAAGCACGUCUCCGCCAACCUCAACCCAUCCCUCUCGCGCGUUCGUCCGCGUUUGUACCCACUCAUCUUCCUCCCCGCCGACCUCACGUGCCUCAUCAUUCAGGCCAUCGGCGGAGGGCUGGCUGCCGCAGCGGGACAGACGAACAAGAAGCUCCUAGAUGGGGGAAACCAGGCCAUUAUUGCGGGCAUUGUACUGCAGGUCGUCGUGUUGAUGCUGUUUGGUAUCACCGGUGCGGACUACUGGAUCCGUGUGAGGAAGUGGGCGCACGGGGCCGAUACCAGCGAUGGCGAUGUUGCGUUAUACCAUGCCAAGAGGUUCAGGUCCUUUAUCUACGCUGUCACGGUGGCGUAUGCUUGUGUUAUGAUUCGUUGCAUCUACCGUGUUGCUGAGAUGGCCGGCGGAUGGGGCAACCACAUUAUGCAGGAUGAGGUUUCCUUCAUGAUUCUCGACGGCGGCCUAGUCCUGAUCUGCGUUACGAUGCUUACGGCGUUCCAUCCUGGACUAUUCUUCCCGCAAAUGGCCAACGCUCGCAAGGCAUCUAUCGGAGAGAAGUCAGAGGCGACGACGACAUCAACACCCGAGAAUACCAAGAUCGAGUCUGGGCGCGAGUCCGCAUGA